Molecule: messenger RNA, 1632 nt
Organism: Leptosia nina
Lineage: Eukaryota; Metazoa; Arthropoda; Insecta; Lepidoptera; Pieridae
Source: the annotation of a GenBank genome assembly
AUGUCUAACGAUACAAAAUCAGCCAGUUUGAACGCAAACUCAUCUCGCUCGUGGUUUCGGAGUGCUGAUGAUGUAAAAAUUGAAAUUGGUUUCGGGGUUCCAUUGGGAGCUAUGUCUGCGCAUCCGGCGUUUCAUUCGGCUUGGGACGUGGGAUGCCCUAGUUCCGGGUUCCACCAUAUGGCCAGGAUGAUGGAUCGCAUGAUGGCUGAAAGUAUGCAGCCGUUUGGAUUUGCGAGGGUGAUGAGUCGUCGCGGUGAUAGAAAGGAUAGUGAACCUCCCAGGGACGGCAUGAAGCCUGAUAGAAGUGACGCGAGACGAGAACGCGCGAAUCUACCACAUACUCACGAUGGAUCUGGCACAAGGCAUCCACCCACUCAAGUUGUCCGACCGACACCCGUCAACAAAUUCCAAGAAACCACAUUCGACCAAACGCAAGCCAAGCAGACCGAUCCUACCACGGAAAAGUGGGCGACGACACUUCGCAAGCGAGACCCUGACAUUCAACCUUCGCUACCAUCCAUCAUCAACCGGAAGACGUCCUCGUCUUCCAUGGGCAGCGGGAGGAAAACCCGUUCAGUAGAGAGAACUCCAAGAAGAAGGCACUUGGUCCCAAUAAAACCAAUACCGAGGAAAUCUGAUGUUUCCGCCGAUGGCGAUGCUCUGCUAGAGAGGGAUGAAAAGGUGUUUGAUGCAACUGGUUACGAGAUCCACUUGGUUGAAACCCUGGAAAGGGAUAUCUUGCAGAAGAACCCAGCUGUGCGCUGGAAGGACGUAAUUGGGCUGGACGACGCAAAGUCUGUUCUUCAAGAGGCUAUGGUUCUACCACUUGUUAUGCCGGAUUAUUUUAAGGGUAUACGAAGACCUUGGAAAGGUGUGCUGCUAACAGGUCCUCCUGGCACUGGGAAGACACUUUUAGCACGGGCGGUCGCUACGGAAUGCCGAACGACAUUCUUCAACGUAUCUUCUGCUACUCUUACAUCCAAGUAUAGGGGGGAUUCUGAGAAACUCGUUAGGCUGUUUGAUAUGGCUGCCUUCUACGCUCCCAGCACAAUAUUUCUAGACGAAGUGGACUCGUUGUGUGCAGUCCGUGGUGCGGACUCGGAGCACGAAGCCUCGAGACGUUUCAAAGCGGAACUUUUAAUACAAAUGGACGGUCUAGCGGCGCCAUUUAAUCAAGAUAAAGUCGUGAUGGUCCUCGCAGCCACUAACCACCCGUGGGACAUCGACGAAGCAUUCAGGCGACGGUUUGAGAAAAGAAUUUACGUGGGCCUUCCUGAUGAAUCAACACGAGUUAAACUGCUCAAGUUAUGUCUCCGAGAAGUGGCGCUGGCCGAUGAAGUGAAUCUAUCAGAUCUUGGUGCUAAAUUGGAUGGCUACAGUGGAUCCGAUAUUUGUAACUUGUGCAGGCCAAACUUUCUCAAUCUCCUCCCCAGAGAUGCCUCAAUGAUGACAAUGCGCCGCAAGAUAGCAGGGAAAAGUCCAGAACAAAUCCGUCGCUUGAAGCGCUCCGAACUGGAAGCUCCGGUCUCCAAAGCCGAUCUAGAGGCUGCAAUAGAAAAGACCAGGCGCACAGUCACCCAAGCAGAUGUGGCGCGUUAUUCCUCGUGGAUGCAGAAGCACGGCUGCUCCUAG